ACAGAGUUACCAGCCUUAGACCAUUUAGAUGAUGACGAUGAUGAUUCCAUUUUCGGAAUCCUCAAUGUCUACCAGCGGUCAUCUUUACAUACAAGCCAUUCAGCAAAGUUGGAUGACAAGCAAGUUUCAACGAAGAACACUUCCCACAUACAAACAAAGGACAUUACAACAGCAUCUUCUAAGAAAUCAAAGUCACACGUACAGCUAGGAGCUGCUGACAUGCUAUGUCGUAAAAUGUUAAGAUAUUUGUCGUGUGGCGGGGAUCCUAAAGAAAAAUAUACACCAAUCAAGCUGUUAGGCUCCGGAUCUUUUGGUCACGUGAUUCUGGCCAGGGCAAACCUGUUCUCGUGCAAGGUAGCUAUUAAGGUUAUGGAGGUAGAAAAGCAAGCUUUUACAAUGCUUGUCAACGAGAUCACCAUAAUGAAGAAAAUCAAUCAUGAGAAUGUAGUAAUGGCCUUAGAUGCCAUCUAUGUGGAAGCGGUGAACAAGUUCUGGUUAGUUAUGGAGUACGUACAAGGAUGUACACUGAAAAAGAUUACGAAAAGCGUCUCUUUGAAGGAGGAACAUAUUUGUUACAUAUCUAAGCAGUUCGUGAAAGGUUUGGAUUAUUUACACGGCGAGAACAUGGUGCACAGGGAUCUGAAGAGCAGCAAUAUUAUGGUGGAUAUCUUUGGAAUUGUUAAAAUUGCCGACUUUGGUACCAGUUUUAUCUAUGAUCAGGAUGACAAGAAAAAUGAUAGGGUUGGCACACCUCGAUGGAUGGCACCGGAAGUUGUAACAAGGAAACCGUACGAUUUUUAAAUCGACAUAUGGAGCUUGGGAAUCACCUUGAUUGAAAUGAUUGACGGGGAAGCACCCUACAUAAAUGAGGAACCAAACCAGAUAUUUAAACUUAUUGCAAGAAACGAAGGACCAAGUAUACAGAAGUAUGAACAACUAUCUGACGAACUGAAAUCUUUCCU
Molecule: messenger RNA, 962 nt
Organism: Ruditapes philippinarum (Manila clam)
Lineage: Eukaryota; Metazoa; Mollusca; Bivalvia; Venerida; Veneridae
Product: serine/threonine-protein kinase PAK 1-like
Exons: 6
Coding region: 220-801 (193 amino acids)
Biological process (GO): regulation of MAPK cascade; intracellular signal transduction; protein phosphorylation
Cellular component (GO): cytoplasm
Molecular function (GO): ATP binding; protein serine/threonine kinase activity
Source: RefSeq, a predicted model, not a curated record